CGCCUUUGAAAGGGGGAGAUAAGACCCUCGAGGGUGUCCAAUAUUUUUUCGGAUCCAAACUUUUUAUUCUGUUUAUUCUGCCUCUGUUAGACUAACUAUGACUAUACUUAUCUGCAGUUAUAAUUUAAGAGUAAAACAUAUACCGCAACGAUUUAUUAUGUUCCGUUAUUCCGACGCUCUGAUUGUGAUUUAAUAGUGUAUAGAGUUAGACAUAUAGCGAGGGUUAGGGGCGUGGCUAAAGGUUGAGAAGCAUGAUUGGGCGUGUCGUAUGAUAAUUAGUGACCCCGCCUCUUUUGGGUGACUAGCUGCCUGAACUUGAACACUGACGGGCAGAAGGCUGCGACCGUGACCACAGCCGGCGGAGAUAACUCCAGAAGCCGACUGUGUAGUUUGGGUUUGUUUGUUUGUUUGUUUUCUGUAUUUGUUUUAAGACACCGUUUAAACCGGUAGUGUUCAGUCAUUCAGGACUUCGUAUAGGUAUUUAAGAGCGACUAAAAGCCGGGGAGUGUGCACAAAACGCUGAUAAUGUCCAGGCGCAAACUUGGAAGCCGACCGCAACACCUGAGCGUGAUUCAAGAUGCCCCAGAGCUCAGCGUGACUUCGAGCUCACCCUGCUCUCCUGAUCACAUAGCUGGAGGCAGCGAUCUACUGACAUGCGGUCAGUGUGGUCAGGCCUUCCCUCUGGCUCACAUCCUCACCUUCAUCCAGCACAAGCAGGGAGGAUGUAGCAGCACCAGGGCUGGCCCACUGGACCACACGCCUCAGUCUCCAGCCAAUCAUGCGUUCCGACGUGGCCCAGGCGUGCAGCUGGAAACAGGCUACGUGGAGUUGAAGCGGACAACAGGCAGGCGUUGGGAGGAAGAGCCAGGUGUGAAGGCGGAGCCUAGCCGAGCAGAUGAGCCAUCCAGUUUUACCUGCCUCGUAUGUGAGUGUGUGUUGCCUAGUGCGUGGGCUCUCCUCCAACACGCCCAACACACACACUCCCUGAGUCUCUACCAAGUCAAGGCCAAUCACCCACAAAAGCCCAAACCAGCGGCCAUGAUGGAUCCGCGCCACCUAGGCGCCACACUGGCUUCUGCCUUCCACACUUCUUCUGCCUUGAAACGUUUGCCGCGUUCCCAUCAGCCCCAGAGCCAUGCCCCUAUGUCAGGAGGACGGAAUAUUCAGAGCCUGAACUUCUCAAUGUGUCUGCAGCGGCUGGCUGAGGUGAGUGUUGGAAAUGGAGGAGUCGUGCCCUCGCCAUCUCCAUCUCCACCCGCUGCUUCUCCUUUUCCUCACUCUAACCCUCCAUUGCUAGGCGCCUUCUCCUGUGAGGUCUGUGGCCAGAAUUUCCAGUCCUUGCGCAGCCUCUCUGCUCAUCGGCGCACACAUGCCACUGAGAAGCCUUACCAUUGUGCUGUGUGCCAGCUCUCCUUUGCCCAAAGUGGAGAGCUAGCUCGACACAUGAGGAGCCACCGAAAGGUUCCAGAAAGCUCAUUAAAAUUGUCAGAAUGCUCAUUAAGAUUGCCAAAUUUUGCUGUUGCCACCACAAACGAGGAUGGGAAAGUCCCAAGCAGGUUUUCUCAGCAGGGAUAUGGGGAUGGGGGGCAUCAGGAAGGUGACCCUGCAGGUACAGGUUUGGUCCUGUUGGCAUCCCAGCCGGGAGGAGCCAACCGCAGUUUGCAAAGGUACUAUCAACUUCAGGCGGACGUAGACGAGGAGGUGCAGGUGGAGCCGCAGCAUCCUUCACCCUAUGGCAGCCCUUCAGAGGGCUCGCUGGACAGCGGAGAGACUGGUGAGAGUGGCAUCGCCAGCGGCAACUGUACUCCCAAGAGGCCUGAGCGAGACAACGAGAGAGAGGGCGAGGUGGAGGCAGAGGUGGAAGGCGUGGAUGUGGUGCAGGAUUGGCAGCAGGACAACGAGAGACGCCAGUCUGCUGGUCGCAAGAAGAAAGAAGAGGCAUGUGAAUUUUGCGGCAAACGAUUCCGCAACAGUAGCAACUUGACUGUGCAUCGGAGGAGCCACACAGGGGAACGGCCAUACCGUUGCGGUUUGUGCAGUUAUGCCUGUGCCCAGAGCAGUAAGUUGACACGCCACAUGAAGACCCAUGGCGCCCGUGGCACCCGUGCCCCCUUCCAGUGCCAGCUCUGCUCUGUGCCCUUUACUGUCUAUGCCACACUGGAGAAGCACCUGAAGAAGACACAUGGUAUUAGCCAUGCCACAGUUGGAGCCUACAGCCAGAACACACACUCUCUAAGCCCUCCUCUUGGAUACACCAACCUUGCCAUUAAAAUGGAGGAUGAUCCUACCAUCGAGCACACCGAAGCCCCAGUCCAAACAGUCACAGAGGUUGUGGAGACAUCCAAAACUCUCAAAGAAGAGGAAUCUGAGAUGAUGGUCACAACUGAUGGUGCUCCCUCACCCACUCCUGAAGAUGCCAGCCAUAAAGUAGAGUUGAGUCUUCCUCCAAGCACUGCCUGAACAUCGAGGAAUCAUUCAGGGAUCAUACUGACCAUAGCCUGCACACUAGAUGCUUGGAUCUGAUUCUACCCAUCCCCUGGUCAAUAUCACCCUCAAUAACUGAGGCACCAAAACCAUGUUUUGAUGAAUAGGAGCCACGUUCUGGGGUUGAUCAGCUAUCCUAGAUCAGAUUACAAUCAAGUGCCUACAUGUAGACAACUGUGACCAUUCCUGCAAGGAGUCGGGACUCGGUAUGAUAUUUAAAAUGUUUUGCACUCAUUACGGUGAGUGAUUUGACUUGUGAUAGUCCAGUCUGUCCAGGAUUAUAGAGACAGCGUGAUGCCUUUCAGCCCCAGAAGAAGACAGGUGAAUCAGCUUAGAGCAUCAAUGGCCAAGAAAGAUCAAGAUUGUCUGUACAUGAUUCUUAGUAGUUUUUGUUUUAAGAUUCUUAGAGGUUGGUUAUUUGUAACGAGCUCUGUUUGUUACAAGAAAUUACACACUCAAUUUUAGUGACUCUUAAAGUCAAAUUGACAUGGAAAGUGAGAUUUUUGUAAUGCUCUCUUUCCCCAACAUUUUUGAGAGAAUUAUACUGGCAAUGGGGAUUUUUUUUUUUUUUUUUGCUGGUUUCAACUGAAAAUCCUUUUAAACUUAGAAACAUUCUUAAUCUGUGUCCUGAACACUGGACCUUAAUUUUGGGAUACUGUUAAUAAUCAGCACAGUUUGGGUAUGUGGCAAUGAGCAUCAACAAUCAUAACACAGAUUUCUGUGUUCCUAAUCUCAAACAUGUAUGGCAAUGUCUUAGGGAUCUUUGUAAAUGUAUCUGAAGUCAUCGCUUACACAUUCUGUUCAUUGUAACCGAUUCAUCUCAAAACCUCUAGCUGCUCUUCUAUGCAUAAAGCUUAAUUUUAUAAUUAAAAAGAAACGGGUGUCUGUAUGCUUUCUGUUUUGUCUGUAUUGCUGUUUACAGAUUAAUGUUCUGUUUACAGGUUAUGUUUGUUUAACUGCAUGCCAUGAAACUUUAAGCUGUCUUUUGCUCUGUGUCUUUUCGUGGGUGCUGCAUGUUGUGUGAGUGCGCAAAUGAAAAGCCUUGCUUCAGAGGAAUGACUGGGUGGGGAACAGCACUGACCUGUUGCCUGGAGAACCUGCUGUGUGAGCACUUGUGUGUGUGUGUGUGUGUGUGUGUGUAAAUAUACAUAUGGGUUAAAACGUGUCUUAUUGUAUGUAUGCAGAAGAUGUUUAUUAGUUUAUUUUCUAUGAUUAUUGAUGUCUGUAAUCUAUCAGGGAACUGUUUGACUGUUUUCUUUUAAGUAAAAAAUACAGUUCUGACUAUUUGAAUAUAGACAAAUGUGAAAGGCCGUUGGGCACAACAGUGUCCACCACUUCAGGGAAUGACACGCUGUACAUAGAGAGCUUCACCCUCCCUAAUAAUGAUGAUCCAAUUUGUUGUUUGCUUCAUCUGUAUUGAUUUCAGUUAUAUCUGUUAUGUAUGUAUAAUAUUUUCCCCCAGCAUUCCAUGGGAAGUACUUUUGCUGUAAAGCAGCCAUAAUUUUGUUAUUCUGUGCCUGUGCAGGUGAAUAUUAAAAGACUGAUGCAAAGUCAAAAGUGUCCGUGUGUGUGUGUGUGU
Molecule: messenger RNA, 4063 nt
Organism: Pangasianodon hypophthalmus (striped catfish)
Lineage: Eukaryota; Metazoa; Chordata; Actinopteri; Siluriformes; Pangasiidae
Gene: znf296
Product: zinc finger protein 296
Exons: 3
Coding region: 526-2460 (644 amino acids)
Biological process (GO): positive regulation of transcription by RNA polymerase II
Cellular component (GO): nucleus
Molecular function (GO): RNA polymerase II cis-regulatory region sequence-specific DNA binding; DNA-binding transcription factor activity
Source: RefSeq, a predicted model, not a curated record